AUGGAAAAAAAGGAAUCAUCAACAUCAUCAGCGGGACAAGGUUCUAUAUACCAAAUAACUUCAAGUACAAUAAAUCUUCCUACUACAAACAUAAGAAAUUUAGCUUCAAUUACAGAUGAAAAAAACGCAACAAGAAUAUUAGAAGAAGCUCAAGCUAAUUUACAAUUUUCAUCUGAUACUGGUUAUGCGCCUGAAUUAAGAAGAGAUUUUAAUGUUUUAUCAUUAUUAGGAAUAGGUUUUGGUAUAACUAAUUCAUGGUACGGAAUUAGUGGUGCAAUGAUUGCAGGUAUUUCUGGUGGAUCUACUUUAAUUCUUUAUGGUAUACUUAUGUUGGCUUUUGUUGGUAUGUGCAUAGCUGUUACACUUUCAGAAAUGUCGCUGAUGUUACCAAAUGCUUCGGGUCAAACUUAUUGGGCCAUGAAACUUGCACCACCAAAAUAUUCAAAAUUAAUGGGUUAUAUUACUGGUAUAUUAGCAUGGUUGGGGAGUGUUUUCACAAGUGCUGCUGUUACAAUGACAAUGGCUUCAGCAGUAACAGGAAUGUAUGUUUUAUAUAAUCCAGAAACAGAAAUUAAAAGUUGGCAAAUCUUUUUAUGUUAUGAAGUUUUCCUUUUACUUUUAGUCCCAUUUAAUCUUUGGGAAAAACCUUUGCCUGCUAUAAGUACAUCUACAUUGUAUAUAUCAUUAGCAUCAUUUUUCAUUAUUAUAGUUACUGUAUUAUCAUUGCAUACGGGAGAGUUUCAAAGUGCUAAAACUGUAUUUACUGAAUUUAAUAAUUCCACUGGUUGGAAUUCACUGGCUAUUGCCUUUAUUAUUGGUCUUGUAAAUCCAAAUUGGGCUUUUUCCUGUCUUGAUGCUGCUACUCAUAUUGCUGAAGAAACCUUACAUCCUGAAACACAAAUUCCAACCGCUAUUAUCGGAACUGUUUGUGUUGGUUUUGUUACAUCAUUUAGUUAUUGUAUUGCUAUGUUUUUCAGUAUGAAAAAUAUUGAUGACAUUAUUAACUCAAACACUGGUGUUCCAAUCAUGGAUAUCUUUUAUCAAGCUACUAGUUCAAAAGCAGCUGCAGUUGGACUACAAGCUUUAAUUUUAUUAACAGCUUUUUCUUGUAAUAUUGGUUGUCAUACUUGGGAAUCACGUAUUGCUUAUUCAUUUUCAAGAGAUAGAGGAUUACCAUUUUCUAAAUACUGGUCAAAAGUUAAUGAAAAGACAGGUACCGUCGUAAAUGCUCAUUUAAUGAGUUGUGCAUUGAAUGGUGUAAUUGGUUUAAUUUACUUAGGUUCUUCAUCAGCUUUCAAUUCAAUUUUAGUUUGUUGUGUUACAUUUUUAUUAUUAUCUUACAUGGUUCCAACAUUAUUUUUAAUUCCACAAAGAAAUACUAUAAAACAUGGUCCAUUCUUUUUGAAAAAAUGGGGUAUUGGAUUAUUCUGUAAUUUAGUAACUUGUGCUUGGGCUAUAUUUGCAUUUGUUUUUUACAAUUUCCCAACUGUUAUGCCUGUUUCAGGUGGAAAUAUGAAUUAUUCAACUGUUGUUGUUGGAAUUGUUUUAAUUAUUUGUGUUGGUGAUUGGUUUAUUAGAGCUAAAAAAGAAUAUAUUGAUAUAACAGAAAGAGAACAUAUGAAAAGUGAACUUACUGAACAAUUGUCAGCCCAAGUCUCAAAUAUUGAAGCUGUUUUAUCACGUCCAUAG
Molecule: messenger RNA, 1689 nt
Organism: Lodderomyces jiufengensis
Lineage: Eukaryota; Fungi; Ascomycota; Pichiomycetes; Serinales; Debaryomycetaceae
Exons: 3
Coding region: 1-1689 (562 amino acids)
Biological process (GO): transmembrane transport
Cellular component (GO): membrane
Molecular function (GO): transmembrane transporter activity
Source: RefSeq, a predicted model, not a curated record